Molecule: messenger RNA, 921 nt
Organism: Periconia digitata
Lineage: Eukaryota; Fungi; Ascomycota; Dothideomycetes; Pleosporales; Periconiaceae
Source: the annotation of a GenBank genome assembly
AUGGAAGAAACAAACUACACCCGCCAUCCCCCUCAACUCUCUCCAUCCUCUCCUCUUGAGCCCGCCCCAAAAAACGCCCCAACCGCCUCGGAAACACCAAUGAACCAAACAUCCGCGCCAGACCCAAGCUCCACACACAAACAACGCAAAACAUACCUAGACAAACUCAAACUCUUCCAAACGAGCGAUUUUCAAAAACCAAACGAGUUAAAGGGAAUGAUGACGCGUCCCCUAAUCUUCCUAACCUUCCCAGUGAUUUUCUACGCCGGAUUCUCCUACGGCUCCAACCUCGUCUGGUUCAACGUGCUCAACGCAACCGCGUCUCUGAUCCUCGGCGGCACCUAUGACUUCGCUGCCAGCAUGGUCGGCGUUUGCUACGUGUCGGCCUUGAUCGGCGUAGCGGUGGGCGCCGCAUACACGGGCUGGCUCGGAGACUGGUUCAUCGUGCGCAAGGCACGGAGGAACGGCGGGAUCAUGGAGUCGGAGCACCGUCUGUGGCUGUUCGUUCCGUCGCUCGUGCUGAUUCCGUUUGGCCUGAUCUUGUGGGGUGUCGGGGCUGCGCAUGGCGUGCAUUGGUUUGGGCCGGUUUUCGCAAUGGGCGUCAUUGCUAUGACGAAUACUGUUGGCUUGCAGCUUUCGGUGUCGUAUUGUAUUGACUCGUAUCGAGCCUUGUCUGGAGAGGCGAUUAUCACGGUUAUUUUGGUGAGGAAUACUAUGAGCUUUGCCAUUGGGUAUGGGAUUACGCCGUGGGUGACAGAUAUGGGACUGCAGAACUGUUUUUUGACGGCUGCUUUUGUGGGGUUGGCGCAGGUUUGUACGGUGUAUGUUUUCAUCAAGUAUGGGAAGCAGCUGAGAGCGACGAGUGUUCCGAGGUAUGGGAAAUACGUUGAGAUCAUGGCAAAGACGGGGAUGGUGCACUGA